AUGAGCUACCACGACCAGGGGGACGGCCGGCACCGCACGCCCAUCUACCGGCCCAAGGACAACUGCGAGGCAGCCUACGACCGGAGCCGCAUCUACGUGGGCAACCUGCCGCACACGGUGUCUGAGGAAGAUGUGCGGGACCUGGUCGAGCCCUACGGGGAGGUGAAGGAGGUGUACGUGAACGCGCAGAAGGGCUUUGCCUUCGUGAAGCUGGACAGCGCCCAGAGUGCCGAGGCAGCGGUGGCCAACCUGGACAUGAACCUGCGACGUGGCCGACGGCUGCGGGUGACCCCCGCUAGCAACGCCAAGGGCAAGCUGGCCAAGGCGAUGGGGCAGGGCGGGGCUGGGGUGCGUCCCCGAGACGAGAAGCCGGGGGGACGCUGCCGCUUGUUUGUGGGCAACCUGCCGGGUAGCACGAGUGAGGAAGAGUUGCGCAAGAUGUUUGAGGAGCACGGCGAGGUGCAGGAGACCUUCCUGAACGCCGAGAAGGGCUUCGGCUUCGUCAAGAUGGGCUCGUACGAGGCGGCGGAAGCGGCCAAGGCGGCCCUGGACGAGGCCCCCGUGGAGGGCCGGCGCAUCCAGGUGCGCUUCGCCACGCAAGGCACCUGCCUGAGCGUCCGCAACCUGGGGCCGUGGGUAUCCAACGAGCUGCUCGAGAGCGCCUUCUCCAUGUUCGGCGAGGUGGAACGUGCCGUUGUGGUAGUGGACGAUCGGGGACGUUCUGUGGGCGAGGGCAUCGUGGAGUUUGCACGCAAGCCGGCUGCGCAGGCGGCCCUUAAGCGCUGCCUCGAGGGCUGCUUCCUACUGACCAGCGAGCCGCGCCCCAUCUGGGCCGAGCCCCUUGAGUACCGUGACUGGGUGCUGGGACUGCCCGAACGCUCUGUGUCGCGCCGGGGGAGGGGCUACGCCCGCGAGCGAGAGGUGGGGCCCCGGUUUGCCCGUCCAGGCACCCAGGAGCACAGAGUGGCCGAGCGCUGGAAGCGCUUCCUGGACUUUGAGCGGGAGAAGCGGGACGAGCUCGAGAAGGUGCUGGCGGAAGAGCGGCGCAAGCUGGAGGAAGAGGUGGACCGAUACCGCAGGGAGCAGAUGGUAGAGCGCCCCUUCGGGCCCCCCGGGGGCUCGCCCUGGCAGGAUGGGCCCCACGACCAGUACGCCAGCUACCUUGGCUACGACACGGGCUAUCUCGGGGGCCCCCAGCUGCCCUAUGCCCAGUACCCCGGUGGCUGGAACAACCACCACCGGAGCCCCUACUGAGCAGACUGAGAGGGGUGCAGUGUGUGGGAGUGGGACGUUGUACUGGUUUCAUUACAUGCAGUUCGACACUUG
Molecule: messenger RNA, 1326 nt
Organism: Ixodes scapularis (black-legged tick)
Lineage: Eukaryota; Metazoa; Arthropoda; Arachnida; Ixodida; Ixodidae
Product: splicing factor, proline- and glutamine-rich-like
Exons: 1
Coding region: 1-1254 (417 amino acids)
Cellular component (GO): cytosol
Molecular function (GO): mRNA binding
Source: RefSeq, a predicted model, not a curated record